Molecule: messenger RNA, 2840 nt
Organism: Caenorhabditis elegans
Lineage: Eukaryota; Metazoa; Nematoda; Chromadorea; Rhabditida; Rhabditidae
Gene: mec-9
Product: Kunitz/Bovine pancreatic trypsin inhibitor domain protein
Exons: 19
Coding region: 50-2566 (838 amino acids)
Cellular component (GO): extracellular region
Molecular function (GO): serine-type endopeptidase inhibitor activity; endopeptidase inhibitor activity; calcium ion binding
Source: RefSeq, marked reviewed
UGGCUUGUGGUGUCUUCCACUUUCGAUAUUUUAGCUUACUGUUGCCAAAAUGUUUCUACCACCUCCUCACAAGCUUUUCCCUUUUUUUCUUGUAUUUUUAAACCUUGUAGACACAAAAGAUGAACCAGUUUUUGUCAAGAACAACGAAGACAUCUGCCUUGAGGAUGUAGAUCCCGGACCAUGCCAAUACUAUCAAGUACAAUGGUUUUGGGACAAGCAGGUAGAAGAGUGCAAAGAGUUUCAUUAUGGAGGAUGUAUGGGCACUAAAAAUCGAUUUUCAUCAAAACAACAAUGUGUGAAACAGUGCAAGUACAAAAUGUUCAAUCCAGUUGCAGUACCAGAUCUUUGUUUAUUGGAUGCUGAUCAAGGUCAUUGUGGUGAUGAACGGAAUGGUCAUUGGUGGUACUUUUUUAAUCAGGAAUCAGGAGAAUGCGAAAAAUUCUUCUAUUAUGGAUGUGGAGGAAAUGAUAACAAGUUUUACAGUCUACAUAUGUGCCGAAAAGUUUGUGGAGAAAGACUUUCGCCACAAAUAGCAUGUGAUCAUUGCGACUUGCGAACUUCUUUUUGCAAAUCGAACUCAAAGUUCAAUUAUACUUGUGAAUGUCGGAGUGGAUAUGAAAAAAAUCAAUAUGGAGAAUGCAUUGAUAUUGAUGAAUGCCGUGGCUACAAAGCAGUCUGUGAUCGGAAUGCUUGGUGUGUAAAUGAAAUAGGUUCCUAUAAAUGUGAAUGUAUGGCUUCUUAUCGAGGAGAUGGAAAACAUUGUACAUAUGUUGGUUUAGGAAGAUCAUCAAUUGAUUGCAAGGAUUGUUCGAUGCAUGCCACGUGUAUGAACGGAGUGUGUCAAUGCAAAGAAGGAUAUGAAGGAGAUGGAUUUAAUUGCACAGAUGUGAAUGAAUGUCUUCGGCGUCCAGAAAUGUGUAAUAAAAAUGCAGAAUGUAUCAAUAGAGAAGGAAGUUUUAUAUGUACUUGUCUAGAAGGAUACGCAGGAAAUGGAUAUAACUGUACAGUUUCUAAAAAUUCUUGUCUGGAUAAAUUUGAUCACGACUAUAAGGACACAUGCGGUAAUGAAAAUUGGAGGCCGCAUUUCUUCUUCAAUCAUCAAACCAGAAUGUGUGAACAAUUUUGGUAUGACGGUUGUCGUGGACGUUCGCGGAAUAUUUUCUCUGAAUAUGAUACGUGUACAACAAUGUGCGAAGAGACAAAUGUGCUAACACGAGCCGAAGUUUGCUGGGACAAAUUUGAUAUGAACUACCGGAAUCAAUGCAUGAAUGGCCAGUGGCAACAACGUUACUACUUCGACCAUGCUUCAUUGACAUGCCGUCAAUUUUGGUUCGAUGGAUGCCGUUCGGAUUCCAGAAACAUCUUCGAUGACGAACUGACGUGCCAGUGGCUUUGUGAAUCUCAACCAAUGUAUAAAUCCAGAUCAUGUUUGGAAGAUUUUGAUGAAGGUUUGAAGAAGGAGUGCAAUGGAGGAAGAUGGCGUCAUCAAUGGUAUUUUGAUAAAGGCUCAAAGAAAUGUUUCUCGUUCUGGUAUGACGGCUGCAAAGGUGCAAAUGAGAACAUAUUUCAAGAUGAAUUGUCGUGUCUGCAUACUUGCGAAAAUCCUGCAAAGAAAGAUCCUAAAAAACCUUGGCACAACAACGACAAGUUUAAAAUGAAAGAGAUAAUCGGCGAUAUUUACAAACCUAAUCUGACGGAUACCUGUCUUGCGAAGAAUCCAUGCAAAAAUAACGGUACAUGCAUUUUUGUUUGGAAAAAAGAUACACACUACUGCAAAUGUCAACCUGGUUUUCAUGGAAACAACUGUGACAAGGUUGUUGAUUAUGAUCCUUGCGCCGAAAAACCCUGUUUGAACGGUGCUACGUGUCAAAUUAAAUACAACGAUGACGACGUAGAUGAGAAACCAACGUUUGAAUGUUUCUGUGCUGCUGGAUUCGGAGGACCAAAAUGUGAUCAGAGACCAUGUGAAUCAAAUCCUUGUCUGAAUAAUGGAACAUGUCGUACCACAAAAGGGUACAGUACCUAUUUCUGUGAAUGCGCAAAUGGUUUCGGUGGAAAGAACUGUGACGUCUCAAUCGGCAACACGCCUCCAGAAGAGAAAUUUGGAAAAAAUGUAGAACAGAUUUCUAGCGGAAAGGAAGAGUGGAUUGCACAAAUGCGACAAAGAUUAAAAGAAACCGGUGGUGGAAUUGGUGGAGCGUCUGGAUCUGGAUUGAAAUCAGAAAAUGGAACAAUGGGAGGAUCUUCUGGAGAGAAAUCAGGAGAAAAGAAAUCAGGAAAAAAUAAAAAGAGCAAAGCCACUCAGGUCGCAGAUGAACCAUAUAAAGAUCCAGCAACACGAAAACGAGAACGUGAAGAACGAGAAAAGAAAGAAGCUGAAAUACAGGCAGCAGAAGAAGAAGAAAAACAGAGAAAAGAGUAUGAAGAAGACGCUCAACGAAAAAAAGCUGAAGAAAUGGAAUUAGAAGCUAAAAAGGCAUUAGAAGCAGCAAAUUUUGGAUUAAAAACUGAUUUUUCGAUGUCCCUGCUUACAAUUCUAAUGGCAUUUGUGCUCCGAGAGUUUUAAGACAACUUAUUUGAUAUUGGUGCCUUUUUUGAAUAUCAAACCAUUUUAUUUAAUAGUUUAGGCUUAGCAUUCACAUUAUUUUUUAAAUCAAUAUUUUGUUCACAAGCACAAACUGCCCUCACCCUUUGAAAUCAACCUUUUAACUAUCAAUUUGUAUUACGUGUAAAUCCCAACAUAUUUGGAUUUUCAAAAACAUUUUUUCCAUUCACUCUAGCUUGUCACAUGCACUAUUUUUUGUUGAUUUUUUAAAAUACAUAUUUUGCAGAAAAAUAGU